Prionailurus viverrinus (fishing cat) is the source of this 2101-nucleotide messenger RNA. It is a transcript of the gene L3HYPDH, whose product is annotated as trans-L-3-hydroxyproline dehydratase. The coding region runs from base 105 to 1169 and encodes 354 amino acids. Gene Ontology annotation, molecular function: hydro-lyase activity. NCBI's taxonomy places the organism in Eukaryota, Metazoa, Chordata, Mammalia, Carnivora, Felidae. The transcript is spliced from 5 exons. The record is from RefSeq and is a predicted model, not a curated record.
GAGGCGGCCGCACGUCCACCCUCUCUCGCGCGCGGAGUGCGCGGGUGGGCUCGAGGCUGGAAGCGCGUCCGGCGGUGACGUGGUGGAGCUCCUGGACGCUAGCGAUGGAGAGAGCGCUGGCGGUGCCACGGCUGCCGCCGCACGACCCGGGGACACCGGCGCUGUCGGUGGUGGACAUGCACACGGGCGGCGAGCCCUUGCGCAUCGUGCUGGCGGGGUGUCCGGAAGUGGUCGGCCCCACACUACUGGCCAAGCGGCGCUACAUGCGCCAGCACCUUGACCACCUGCGACGACGGCUCAUGUUCGAGCCACGCGGGCACCGGGACAUGUACGGGGCUGUGUUGGUGCCUAGCGAGUUGCCGGACGCGCACCUGGGCGUCCUGUUCCUGCAUAACGAGGGCUACAGCUCCAUGUGCGGCCACGCAGUGCUGGCCCUGGGCCGCUUCGCCGUCGACUUCGGGCUGGUCCCCGCGCCCCCGGCCGCUGCCCGCGAGGCCCGCGUCAACAUCCACUGCCCGUGCGGGCUGGUGGCCACCUUCGUGGAAUGCGAGGGCGGCCGCAGUCGCGGCCCUGUGCGCUUCCACAGCGUCCCGGCCUUCGCGCUGGCCACAGAUCUCUUAGUGGAUGUUCCUGGUCGUGGAAAGAUGGUGGUAGACAUUGCAUAUGGCGGGGCGUUUUAUGCAUUUGUUAGUGCUGAAAAGGUAGGACUUGAUGUUUGUUCUGCAAAGACAAGGGACCUUGUGGAUGCAGCAAGUGCAGUGACGGAAGCCGUCAAAGCUCAGUUUAAAAUUAACCAUCCUGAGAGUGAAGACCUUUCCUUUCUGUAUGGAACUAUAUUAACAGAUGGAAAAGACACUUACAGUGAGGAACCAACCACCAACAUCUGUGUGUUUGCAGAUGAACAGGUUGACAGAAGUCCUACUGGAUCAGGAGUGACAGCUCGAAUUGCCUUACAGUAUCACAAAGGGCUUCUAGAACUGAACCAGACCAGAGCCUUUAAAAGUAGUGCAACCGGCUCAGUAUUCACAGGGAAGGCUGUCAGGGAAGCAAAAUGUGGGGAUUUUAAAGCUGUUAUAGUGGAAGUAUCUGGGCAAGCCCAUUAUACAGGGACAGCAAGUUUUAUAGUGGAAAAUGAUGACCCACUGAGGGAUGGAUUCCUUCUCAAGUGACUUCUGUGACUUUUCAGCACUCUUUCUGAAUUAUAUGGAAAAUGAUAUCCACAUUGUACAUGUAAGCCAAGUCCCAUUCAUUCUAAAAUAGUAUUUCUGUGACUAAAUGUAAUCAUUAUACCUCAUAUUUGCACAUGUCAUUGGUAUAAAUGUCACCUUUGUCAGCUUACAAAAUGCUGAAAAUUCAGAAUGUUUUUCUAGUCAUUAACCUAUCAGGUAAAAUUACUACCUUAGUCCUUAUUAGUCUUAAAAUGUUAUUCUCUGCUAGUUACUACAGUAUGUUGUUUUAGAUGCUCGUUGGAUAAUAAUAGCUUGAAUUGUAGCCCUCAUAACAAUGCCUCUUACAAGUUCAUUGUUUUAGUCUUCCAGUUUUUGAGUAAAAUAAUAUCCUCUCUCCGAGCAGGAUGUAAGGGAGGUGGAUUAUUAUAAGGUACUCAGCACUUAGCAUACAUAGCCUGGGAAGGAUUGGGAUGGGUCAGCUUCUUCGGGCAGAUGUUAUAGUUGCUGCCAGGAUGUUCUCUCUGCUGCAAAGGCCUGCUCCUACAGCGAGGUGGCUGAAGUGCCAUAAGCUGAUGUGAGAAGACCAAUAAUCAGACUUUUGCUGUAUCGUUAAGGUUCUUAUAAGAGGGGUUGUUUACUGCAUUAUAAACACAGUGGAAAUCAAUGAAUCAUUUCAUACUCUACCAAUUAAAUGCCAGGUAGAUUUAAAACCUGAAAGAAAUGUUAACUAUUAAUUCUUGCUAUUUACUUGUCUGUGAGCCUGUUAAAAAUAAAAUUUGAUCAUUUUCAGUCACUAUAAAAUGAAGUAUGUCGGGGCGCCUGGGUGGCUCAGUCAGUUAAGCGGCCUACCUCGGCUCAGGUCAUGAUCUCGCGGUCUGUGGGUUCGAGCCCCGCGUCGGGCUCUGUGCUGACAGCUCAGAGCCUGGAGCCUG